CUUCGGGUCCCUCCCCGCCCACCCCCUCCCCGGCCUUUGCAUGAAACUUCCCCGCUUCGUCCGGAGUGAAGCACAGACCCCGACGCCCGCCCGCCGCCCGCCCGCGCUCUUGGAGGGAAGACCCCGGGGCUCAAAGGAAGGAGUCUCCUCCUGGCAUCUCCUGCAAGUGAUGCUCAUCCCUCUGGUUGUGAUGCUGCUGCAGACUGGCAGCAGCUACUGCGGCCUCCCUUUCUACAAUGGUUUCUAUUAUGACCGAGUGAUGAAUGACAAAGGCGAUGGCAACGGAGAAGUUCACUUUAAUGGUGCGAGGCUGAUGGUCGAGACAUCGCAGGAUGCCGUCUUCUCCCUCCGCGGCGCCAACGUCACACUGCCUUGCCGUUACUACUACUUGCCCAAACUGGAUGCCCCGCGCAUGAUCCGCAUCAAGUGGUCCAAGCUGAAGGAGGACAGCACCAGGGACGCGGAUGUGCUGGUUUCUUCGGGGUUGAAGCAUCGCAGCUUUGGUGACUUCCGAGGGCGCACUCGCCUCCAGCGCUCCGCUCCCCACGAAGUGUCCCUGGUGAUCGGUGACCUGCGCUUGCGCGACGCGGGGAAGUACCGCUGCGAGGUCAUUGACGGGCUGGAAGAUGAGAGCGGGACCGUGGAUCUCGAGCUGCAAGGAGUGGUCUUCCCUUUCCAGCCUCACCAGGGACGCUACAUGUUCAACUUCCAUGAGGCUAAGAAGGCGUGUGAGGAGCAGGAUGCGGUCCUUGCUUCCUUUGAGCAGCUCUUUCAGUCCUGGAUGGAGGGCCUCGACUGGUGCAACGCAGGUUGGCUGGCGGAUGGCACCGUCCAGUACCCCAUCACCCUUCCCCGGGAGCCUUGCGGUGGGAAGGACUUGGCCCCGGGCAUCCGAAACUAUGGGGAACGCCACAAGAGCCUCCAUCGCUUUGAUGCCUUCUGCUUUUCAUCCGCUCUGAAAGGGAGGGUUUAUUACCUGGCGCACCCUCAGAAGCUCACCUUAGAAGAGGCCAAGCAGGCCUGCCAGGAUGACAAGGCUGAGAUUGCCAAGGUGGGCCAGCUCUAUUCGGCAUGGAAGUUUCUAGCCUUGGACCAAUGUGAUGCCGGGUGGUUGGCCGAUGGCAGCUUGCGCUACCCGAUCGCCUCUCCACGGCUCAACUGUGGCCCACCAGAACCUGGCAUCCGAAGCUUUGGCCACCCCAAAGUGGGGAAAUUUGGAGUCUACUGUUACAAGAUGAGCUAAAGGAAGGAAGGAAAGAAAGAAAAGAAGGAGCAGAAUGGGACAGCGCCCUGCGCGAGUGGACAGUGUUGUUGCCACUUGCCACCAACAAGGGUUUAUUUAAAGAGCCAACUUGUGUGGGCUGUGUCUUGUUAAAUGGUUGUCUGUGCUUGUUUGUUUUUAUGUUUUUGUAAUGCAAAGCAGGCAUGUCUUGUGAGUUGUUAUGGGGCAGAAUUGGGGCUUUGUUGUCAACAUCAUCCAUUUGGAAGGAAGCUCUGUGUUUCAUGGGGAUGGGGGUCUAAUUAUUGUGCCUUCUGGAAUGGGGUUGUGCUAAGCAUUUGCAAAGGGGAGUAUUCUGCUAGUUGGUAUGCCUUAUUCGAGGAAUUCCCACUCUGGUGUGGUAUUUCCCAGUUCUUAACACUGUACAUUUCACCCUUCCGUAAAUGCAACAAAGUUGAGCCUUUUUUGUGUUGUCGAAGGCUUUCAUGGCCGGGAUCACAGGGUUGUUGUAUGUCUUUCAGGCUGUGUGGCCAUGUUCCAGAAGCAUUCUCUCCUGACGUUUCGCCCACAUCUAUGGCAGGCAUCCUCAGGGGUUGUGAGGCAUGAAUAAACUAGGCAAGGAAAGUACAGUAGAGUCUCACUUAUCCAACACUCACUUAUCCAACGUUCUGGAUUAUCCAACGCAUUUUUGUAGUCAAUGUUUUCAAUAUAUCGUGAUAUUUUGGUGCUAAAUUCAUAAAUACAGUAAUUACUACAUAGCAUUACUGCGUAUUGAACUACUUUUUCUGCCAAAUUUGUUGUCUAACAUGAUGUUUCAUUUGUAAAAUUGUAACCUAAUUUGACGUUUAAUAGGCUUUUCCUUAAUGCCUCCUUAUUAUCCAACAUAUUCGCUUAUUCAACAUUCUGCCGGCCCGUUUAUGUUGGAUAAGUGAGACUCUACUGUAUCUAUAUAUCUGUGGAGAGUCCAGGGUGUGACAAGAGUCCUUUGUCAGUUGGAAGCCAGUGUUAAUGUUGCAAUUAAUCACCCUAAUUAGCAUUGGAAAGGUUUGGACACAGUAUAUUAUUUGAGAACACAGAAAUGCUGGACCACUCCAACAACUAUCAUGUCAGACUACACAGAGAAGCCAUUGAAAUCCAUAAGCAUGUGGACAACUUCAACAGAAAGGAGGAAACCAUGAAAAUGAACAAAAUCUGGCUACCGGUAUUAAAAAACUAAAAAAUCAGAACAGUAGGUGGGAAGCAACACUCUGAGGGCAGAGGAGCCCCAGGGAUGGCUAAUGACUCUGAACAAAGGAUGCCCUCCAGGCAAGAGACAAACCUUUUCCAAUGCUAAUUAGGGUGAUUAAUUGCAACAUUAAUGCUGGAUUCGAGCUGACAAAGGACUCUUGUCACACCCUGGACUCUCCACAGAUAUAUAUUUGCCUUCCUUACCUAGUCUAUCCAUGCCUCACAACCUCUGAGGAUGCCUGCCAUAGAUGUGGGCCAACGUCAGGAGAGAAUACUUCUGGAACAUGGCCACACAGCCCGAAAGACAUACAACAACCCUGUUGAGCCUUUCUUGCUUUUACAGUUCUGCAGACUGGCAAGACCAGGAUUUCUCAAACUGCGUUCUUCCAGAUGUUUUGGACUUCAGCUCCCACAAUUCCUAACAGCUGGUAAAGUGGCUGGGAUUUCUGGGAGCUGAAGUCCAAAUGACUUGGAGGAGCAGACUUUGAAAAAUACUGGUCAAGACAAACCUGGCUAAAAACAGUGCCUUCUUAUAACCCUGAUUGUCAUAUCUCUGUGCCUCAAGAACUCCCUCCUCCAUCCAAGAUUCCUAAGGACAGCAGAGUCUCGCUUAUCCAACCUUUGCUCAUACAAUAUUCUGUAUUAUCCAACACAGUCUGCCCUUUAGUAGCCAAUGUUUUUGUAGUCAAUGUUUUCAAUACAUUGCGAUGUUUCGGUGCUACAUUUGUAAAUACAGUCAUUACUACAUAACGUUACCGUAUAUUGAACUGCUUUUUUUCUGGCGAUUUCUUGUAUUUUAAAACAUGAUAUUUUGGUGCUUAAUUUGUAAAAUCAUAAUGUUGGCUUUUUUUCCGUGUCAGGAGCAACCGGAGUUGCUUCUGGAGUGAGAGAAUUGGCCGUCUGCAAGGACAUUGCCCAGGGGAUGCCCGGAUGUUUUGAUGUUUUACCAUCCUUGUGGGAGGCUUCUCUCAUGUCCCCGCAUGGAGCUGGAGCUGAUAGAGGGAGCUCAUCCAUGCUCUCCCCGGGUGGGAUUCGAACCUGGCAGCCUUCAGGUCAGCAACCCAACCUUCAAGUCACUUUUAUCCCCUAGGCUACCGGAGGCUCCAAUCAUAAUGUAAUUUGACAUUUAAUAGGCUUUUCCUUAAUACCUCUUUAUUAUCCAACGUCUUAACAGACUAGAGAGAUGGGCCGAAACUAACAAAAUGAAGUUCAACAGGGACAAAUGCAAGAUACUUCACUUCGGCAGAAAACAUGGAAUGCAAAGAUACAGAAUGGGGGACGAUGCCUAGCUCGACAGCAGUAAGUGUGAAAAAGACCUUGGAGUCCUUCUGGACAAGUUAAACAUGAGCCAACAAUGUGAUGCGGCAGCUAAAAAAGCCAAUGGGAUUCUGUCCUGCAUCAAUAGGGGAAUAGCGUCUAGAUCCAGGGAAGUCCUGCUCCUCCUCUAUUCUGCCUUGGUCAGACCACUUUACCUGGAAUCUCACUGUGUCCAAUUCUGGGCACCACAAUUGAAGGGAGAUAUUGACAAGCUGGAAAGCGUCCAGAGGAGGGCGACUAAAAUGAUUAAGGGUCUGGAGAACAUGCCCUAUGAGGAGCGGCUUAAAGAACUAGGCAUGUUUAGCCUGCAGAAGAGAAGGCUGAGAGGAAACAUGAUAGCCAUGUACAAAUACGUGAAGGGAAGUCAUAGGGAGGAGGGAGAAAGCUUGUUUUCUGCUGCCUUGGAGAUUAGGACAUGGAACAAUGGCUUCAAACUACAGGAAAGGAGAUUCCACCUGAACAUCAGGAAGAACUUCCUCACUGUGAGAGCUGUUCAGUAGUGGAACUCUCUGCCGCGUACUGUGGUGGAGGCUCCUUCUUUGGAGGCUUUUAAGCAGAGGCUGUGGAUGGCCAUCUGUCGGGGGUGCUUUGAAUGCAAUUUCCUGCUUCUUGGCAGAAAGGGGUUGGACUGGAUGGCCCAUGAGGUCUCUCCCAACUCUAUUAUUCUAUUUCCGCUUGUCCAAUGUUCUGCUGGCCCGUUUAUGUUGGAUAAGUGAGACUCUACUGUAGUUUUAUUUUGAAACAAUGGCUAGCAUCCUAUGGGGAUUGUACAACAUUGUAUACCAACAUGCGAUUGACUACGUGACAGUCAUGUUUCGGGAAAGGAGAAUUGCUCUAGCAAGGCCAUGGAGGCUGUUGUUGUGAAGGAGUCACAAGACUUAGCAGUGUGGCACUUUGUAGAACAGCUUGCCAAUGCGCAAUUAGAAUACAAGGGCAGGGGCAAUGGUUCCCAAUACAGCCACGGGAUUCUGGUUAUCCAGAAUGGAGGGCACUGGAAUAUCAUGUAUUUAGCUAGAGGAAUGUCUUGACUGUUCACGGUGGUCUGCUGCCUGUGGGCACCCUUUUCUCAUAUAUUCAUUUCCCAUAUCCGUUGCUUUACCAUUGAAAAGUCAUCAUACUUUAUCAUCAUAGCCCAUGGAGCAGGGCCUCAGUCUUUGUUUUUAAGGUCAGGUAACUAUAAGUGUUUGGACAAGACUGGUGCAUAUCUGCUUAUCAAUGUGGCAUUCUGUUGUCGGUUAGGGAGGGACACACCUGUCUGUCCAUGAUCCAUGCCAUGUUUAUACUCUCUUGAUUCAGAAUUCUAUUCCAUUUGGUUUCCAUGUUAAAUCUGUAUUAUUAUUUUUUGAAAAAAAGAGAAUUAAAAAUGACUUAAAGUAUCCAUGAA
This is a messenger RNA of Anolis carolinensis (green anole), 5147 nucleotides long. It is a transcript of the gene hapln3, whose product is annotated as hyaluronan and proteoglycan link protein 3. The transcript has 5 exons. The record is from RefSeq and is a predicted model, not a curated record. Gene Ontology annotation, cellular component: perineuronal net; synapse. Gene Ontology annotation, molecular function: hyaluronic acid binding. The coding region runs from base 41 to 1243 and encodes 400 amino acids. NCBI's taxonomy places the organism in Eukaryota, Metazoa, Chordata, Lepidosauria, Squamata, Anolidae. Gene Ontology annotation, biological process: cell adhesion; skeletal system development; positive regulation of neuroblast proliferation.